AUGACGGCUUUGGCCAAUGGCACGGUGAAGGAGAAAGCCGAGUUGCUCCGCAGGUUUGUGGCUUGUGGAGAGAACGUUAAGGCAUGUGAAUCGCAGAUUCAGAUGUCCAAGAAGCAGACAUUGGAGGGACGCACCAGCAUGCGUCUCAUCGCGGUAAAAGACAUGCAGAAAAUCGAUUGCAUCGUGUCGCGAGGAGGGGGCGUCCCUGACAGGGACGCCCCUUCCGUACUGGAGGAGACAAAGUUCUGGUGCGUUGUGGAGGAGAGCCGGACCGACGUGUCAUCCAUUGGGUACGAGGAGCAAAUGACGGUGCACACCAGGCCAACCGCCAGCACAGCCUCGCGCAUCAUGGAUGGGGUCGUGGAGCCGGGUCUUCUUAACAAGCGCGCAGUGCCGGCCGCUAGCCCCCUCAGCAGCGAUGUGCUGCGUGCCUAUGACAACUACACCGACAAACUCGCACAGGCAACGGGCACCACAGAGCCAGCCAGUGACUUGCUAUGA
Symbiodinium sp. CCMP2592 is the source of this 501-nucleotide messenger RNA. Lineage: Eukaryota; Dinophyceae; Suessiales; Symbiodiniaceae. The record is from the annotation of a GenBank genome assembly.